AAUGGCAUUCCCUUGGGACAUCUCAGCUUUGAGAUCUCACUCUCUCUUCUCUGUCUUUCUCGUAAAUCAACCUCACUCCCUCUACCUAUAGCUCGUCUCUGGAGAUGGCUGCCACCACGAUCUACCCCUCUAAGAACUCGAGCUCUCAUCGUUCUUCUAUUCCACGACUCAACAUUGACGCGGCGAUGUCUUCUCAGCCAGCUCCCGCACCUGCUCCUGCACCGCCAUCCCCAAAGCCAGGCAGCAGUCAUGGUAGCAACACUCCUAAGAAGCCUGGAGACCCUAAGAAGGAGACAUACCGGCAACUCUCCCACAAUGAGUGGGCUCAGUUUUGUCGAGGCAUUGGUGUGUUCAAAGACGACGAGAGCGAGGAAGUGGUUCGUCCAAUCAGUUUAUGGUGGCCGCCAAAGGGGUUUAGAGAUGGUCUUUAUCAAGACGUCCUUGUUGAGAAGACCAAGUUCACCUACUUCUUCCAUAUUGUAUCCACAAUUACGUGGGCCUUGAUGCUCAUUCAGAUAGCAAUGAGCGCCGUUUUGACCGCUCUCGGAUCCGUGGCAACCUCAUCCGCAGUCAAGGAGGGGACAGCAAUCACUUCCAUCGCUGCUAUGAACACCUGCGUUGGCGGAAUUCUAGCCCUACUACACAACAGCGGUCUGCCAGCCAGGUACCGCUCGGAUAGAAAUGAAUUCUAUAAGCUCGAAGAGCACCUGAAGUCCAUUGUCGACACGGCCCUCGUCCCCGCGGAUCAGGACAUCAACGAAGUCCUCGCCGAUUGUUACACCAUGUUCCGGGACGCCAGGCAGACUGUCCUGAACAACAUUCCAGCCACCUACACCACCGCUCCGAGAAGCGAUAAGAGACUCGCUGAGAGAGCCUCGAGGAUGAUUGAUUCGAAGAAGUGAAAGUUGAUUGAUAUAUAACGCCCUAAUACCGUACUCUGAUACCCUGAUACCCGACUCCUAAUCUGAUCCCUCGACGCAUAUGCAUAGCUCGACUCAUAAUCCCGGGAAAUUAUUCUAACUCGGCGAAGGAGAUGUUUGGGAGUCUUACUUUCGUGUUUGCUUGCCGAUACUACGAAUUACUCUUGCGUUUAGUUGUUAUGGUGGUGUGAUAAUCAAAGUUGGUGGUUAUACAGAGCAUCUUAGUAAUUAGAGCUGGCUUAUAUAAGUAGCGAUUCUCUUCAUCGUUGGCCUUCUAGGGUAGACGCAAGAGGCGUGUCAGAGGCGUGUUUCAUGCAGGACGGAUAGUCUAGGCAUAAUUGACUUUUUAGAUCAUCGAUGCUCUACCUCUAUCUAU
Messenger RNA from Annulohypoxylon truncatum, 1296 nucleotides. RefSeq lists its product as uncharacterized. The record is from RefSeq and is a predicted model, not a curated record. NCBI's taxonomy places the organism in Eukaryota, Fungi, Ascomycota, Sordariomycetes, Xylariales, Hypoxylaceae. The coding region runs from base 105 to 902 and encodes 265 amino acids. The transcript has 2 exons.